UCCGGCGGGAGGCCCGUGCUGAGGGACGGCACCUUCACCAUGCCCUCGGCUGAGCUAGACUACACCAUCGAGAUCCCGGAUCAGCCCUGCCGGAGCCGGGAGAACAGCCCGAGCCAAGGUGGGAAGGAGGCGGGGACUCGACAGCCCUUGGUGAUUCUCUUGGGCUGGGGUGGCUGCACCGACAAGAACCUUGCCAAAUACAGCGCCAUCUACCACAAAAGGGGCUGCAUCGUGAUCCGAUACACAGCCCCGUGGCACAUGGUCUUCUUCUCCGAGUCCCUGGGCAUCCCUUCACUUCGUGUUUUGGCUCAGAAGCUACUUGAGCUCCUCUUUGAUUACGAGAUUGAGAAGGAGCCCCUGCUCUUCCAUGUCUUCAGCAACGCCGGUGUCAUGCUGUACCGAUACGUGCUGGAGCUCCUGCAAACCCAUCGGCGCUUCUGCCGCCUGCGUGUGGUGGGCACUAUCUUUGACAGCGGUCCUGGUGAUAGCAACCUGGUGGGGGCCCUGCGGGCCCUGGCAGCCAUCCUGGAGCAUCGGCCUGCCGUGCUGCGCCUGCUGCUCCUGGUGGCCUUCACACUGGUGGCAGUCCUGUUUCAUGUCCUGCUCGCUCCACUCACUGCCCUCUUCCAUACCCACUUCUAUGACAGGCUACUCGAUGCAGCCUCUCGCUGGCCCGAGCUCUACCUCUACUCAAGGGCUGAUGAGGUGGUCCUGGCCAGGGAUGUGGAACGCAUGGUGGAGGCACGCCUGGCGCACCGGGUCCUGGUGCGCUCUGUGGACUUUGUGUCAUCUGCACACGUCAGCCACCUCCGUGACUACCCUACUCACUACACGAGCCUCUGUGUUAACUUCAUGCGCAGCUGUGUCCACUGCUGAGGUCCUUGUCGCACCCACCUCACCUCUGCUCCAGAAAUAAAUGCCUGACAUCUCUUCGCAGCCUAUAUUCAUGGAUGGGGUCCUUCAGCCCUUUGGGACUUGGUGAUAUCCCAAGUAGAAUUCCUUUAGGCCCCUGUCCUGGGAGACUGAUGGUCUACUUAUCCCAGGAUCCUAGCGGGGGCAGUGCCUGGGCAUGUCUCUGCAGGAGCCUUAUAGUGGUUGUAUUUGGACAAGUGUAGCAGUGAGGCUGCUGAUUCCUGUAGCAUUUAGGCUGUUAGGGUUAACCAGGUGGGAGUGGGGGGUUGAUAAUGAGCCCCAGGGUUGAUCUCUGAUUCCUUGAAUGGAAAGUGAGCUUUGUGAGGAGGUGCCAGACAGUAGGAUCAGGCUGAAGCAGGGGCUGUGAUCUCUGCCCCAAGGCCCUGGAAGGGCAAAGCCCCAAGGCAUCAAGCACCAUACCUAUGGAUCCCACUUGGCAGUUCAGGCAGAGGCCUCUUUGACCUUUCUGCCAGGGAGUCUGGGGUAGAAGCAGUUAAGAGAGCUGAGAAUGCAGAGGUGGCAGACCUGCCCAGGUCCACCACACUUUGCCAGAAAGCCACUGGAUCUAGGAAGGUUACAAAGUGUGCAUGUAAUGGGCAGAUAGAGGGGAGCAGAACGAAGACAGCAGUACCAUAUGGGAGCUGGGACAGGUAAAGUCAGGAGCCCUAAAGACCAGCACCAGGGUGCAAGGGGCCACGUGGCUGAAACAAACUCCCUCAUCUCUGAGAGUUCCACUUGGAUUCUGUCUAGGCAGGAGUGGUGGCUUUAACCUUAGAGUUCUGUAUCACCUAUCGUUGUACAAUUCACUACUACACAAUGCUGGCACAUAGUAGGUAUUCAAUAAAUAAUUGUUGAUUGAG
This is a messenger RNA of Miniopterus natalensis, 1772 nucleotides long. RefSeq names its product transmembrane protein 53 (gene TMEM53). NCBI's taxonomy places the organism in Eukaryota, Metazoa, Chordata, Mammalia, Chiroptera, Miniopteridae. The record is from RefSeq and is a predicted model, not a curated record.